This is a messenger RNA of Lathyrus oleraceus (garden pea), 1575 nucleotides long. Its product is annotated as GATA transcription factor 1. The transcript is spliced from 3 exons. The record is from RefSeq and is a predicted model, not a curated record. The coding region runs from base 551 to 1375 and encodes 274 amino acids. Gene Ontology annotation, molecular function: sequence-specific DNA binding; zinc ion binding. Gene Ontology annotation, biological process: cell differentiation; regulation of DNA-templated transcription. Gene Ontology annotation, cellular component: nucleus. NCBI's taxonomy places the organism in Eukaryota, Viridiplantae, Streptophyta, Magnoliopsida, Fabales, Fabaceae.
UCUGUUUUUUUAUUUGCUUCUUACCUUAAUCUUUGUUCUUAUGCUUUUUUUCUUUCUUGUUUCUGUUUUUUUUAAUUCUACCACCAUGUCUAAUUUGACUAUGUUUGCUCAUUAAGGUGUAAAUUUGUGUUUUUAUUAAUUUGAGAAUUGGUUGGGGGUGGUUUUGUUUGAAACAUUUCAUGGGUUUGUGGUUUUUCCCUUUUUGUUGUUUUUUUAGUUUAAGGUUACUGCAUUGUUUUUAAUUUGUGUUUUCGUUUUAAAAAUGUGGUGUGUUUGCAUUUUUACAAUUCUUCAAUUUUUAUUGUCAAGCAAUUCUUUUACCUGUUUUUUAUUUUGUUCAAUUGCUGUUUUUAAUCUGUUCGAAUAAUCGGUAAUCAUUUUUAUUUAACUGAACAUAUGUUUUUGUUGUUUUUCUUUCUUUUAGAUAAAGCUUGCUCAAUGUUAUUUUGUUUUUUUAAUCAUUGUGUGUUAUAAUCUUCUAGCUUUGUUCAAUCUUUAGUGGUUUUUAUUUUGUAAAAUCACUUAUGUCCAAUAAUUUCUAGCUGUGGUGAUGAAUUGUGGCAAGUCCAAGUUGUCUGCACCAGUGUUAUUGAAUAUCUGCAAUGGCAGCACCGUGGCGGAUAUCAGUGGUGGUUUUUGGGCUCGCCGCAAUGGGAUGGAAGCCCUUGGUUCUGUGGAUGACCUUUUGGAUUUCUCAUCUGACAUAGGCGAGGAUGAUGACGACAACACCAAGAAAUCCUUUCCUUCACUUAAACCAAAAUGUGGUGAUCCACUGUCGCUUGAUCCAUUGGGCUUGGACGAUCCAAAUUCAUUUUCUGAGUGUGCAGAAGAAGAGCUUGAAUGGCUAUCCAACAAAGAUGCGUUUCCGGCGGUUGAAACAUUUGUUGACUUAGCCUGUAUUCAACCAGAUAUCAUGAAGUAUCAAAGGACGGCGCCGAUGCUGGAGAACAGCACAAGCAGUAGCAACAGCAAUAACAGUAGCAACAGCAUUACCCUCCUAAGUGGCUACAAUCACAUAAAGUUCCCUGUCCGUGCACGGAGCAAAUCUCGCAGUAAGCCUCGCCUUGGCCUUGCUGACACCUCUAACCAGCACUUCUCGUGGAGACUACCGAGUAACAAAGUUUCAAAAGAACGAGCGGUACAAACCUUGACCAUUGGGAGGAAAUGUAAUCACUGCGGAGCCGAAAGUACUCCUCAAUGGCGGGCAGGUCCAAAUGGUCCCAAAACACUUUGUAAUGCAUGUGGGGUUAGGUUUAAGUCUGGGCGACUUGUGCCUGAAUACCGCCCUGCAAAUAGCCCAACUUUUCGCAGUGACGUGCAUUCUAAUUCCCACAGGAAAGUACUGGAGAUGAGGAAGCAUAAGGGAAUGGGUUGAAAGUCAUGGAUAAGAUGAAAAGUGGUAGUGAAACAUUGCUUUUAGCAUUUAGCAUUGCUAAAGGUUAGGAUUUUGUUUUUCAUUUUAUUCUGAUUUAUUCUAAUUUAAUUUUAGUCCAUUUUUGCUAUGGGAUGAUUUAGAUGGGCAGUGAAAAUUUUAGAUUAAAAUUGAAAUUAGAGUCAUUAAAUCCUUUUCAUCAA